Messenger RNA from Sorex fumeus (smoky shrew), 2198 nucleotides. It is a transcript of the gene GNAI2, whose product is annotated as G protein subunit alpha i2. The transcript has 9 exons. The record is from RefSeq and is a predicted model, not a curated record. Gene Ontology annotation, biological process: adenylate cyclase-modulating G protein-coupled receptor signaling pathway; gamma-aminobutyric acid signaling pathway. Gene Ontology annotation, cellular component: heterotrimeric G-protein complex. Lineage: Eukaryota; Metazoa; Chordata; Mammalia; Eulipotyphla; Soricidae. Gene Ontology annotation, molecular function: G protein-coupled receptor binding; GTP binding; G-protein beta/gamma-subunit complex binding. The coding region runs from base 136 to 1203 and encodes 355 amino acids.
CUACAAGGCGCCGCCCGGUAGACGCUUGGAACUGCCGAUCCGAGAGCUGCUCGUGGAGGGUAGGCGGCGGGAGCGGAGUGGGUCGGGCGGGGCCGAGCCGGGCCGGGGGCCGUGUCCGGGCCGGCGGACGGCGGGAUGGGCUGCACCGUGAGCGCCGAGGACAAGGCGGCGGCCGAGCGCUCCAAGAUGAUCGACAAGAACCUGCGGGAAGACGGCGAGAAGGCGGCGCGGGAGGUGAAGUUGCUGCUGUUGGGUGCCGGGGAGUCGGGGAAGAGCACCAUUGUCAAGCAGAUGAAGAUUAUCCACGAGGAUGGCUACUCCGAGGAGGAAUGCCGGCAGUACCGGGCGGUCGUCUACAGCAACACCAUCCAGUCCAUCAUGGCCAUCGUCAAAGCCAUGGGCAAUCUGCAGAUUGACUUUGCCGACUCCUCCCGCGCGGACGAUGCCAGACAGCUGUUUGCGCUGUCGUGCACGGCCGAGGAGCAGGGCUUGCUCCCAGAGGACCUGUCCGGCGUCAUUCGGAGGCUCUGGGCUGACCACGGCGUGCAGGCGUGCUUUGGCCGCUCUCGGGAGUACCAGCUCAAUGACUCUGCCGCCUACUACCUGAAUGACCUGGAACGAAUUGCGCAGAGCGACUACAUCCCCACACAGCAGGACGUGCUGCGGACCCGCGUGAAGACCACGGGCAUCGUGGAAACACACUUCACCUUCAAGGAUCUCCACUUCAAGAUGUUCGAUGUAGGCGGGCAGAGGUCGGAGCGGAAGAAGUGGAUCCAUUGCUUUGAGGGGGUCACCGCCAUCAUCUUCUGCGUAGCUCUGAGCGCCUACGACCUGGUGCUCGCUGAGGACGAGGAGAUGAAUCGAAUGCACGAGAGCAUGAAGCUGUUUGACAGCAUCUGCAACAAUAAGUGGUUCACGGACACGUCCAUCAUCCUCUUCCUCAACAAGAAGGACCUGUUCGAGGAGAAGAUCACACACAGCCCCCUGACCAUCUGCUUCCCGGAGUACACAGGGGCCAGCAAGUACGAGGAGGCAGCCAGUUACAUCCAGAGUAAGUUUGAGGACCUGAACAAGCGCAAGGACACCAAGGAGAUCUACACGCACUUCACGUGCGCCACCGACACCAAGAACGUGCAGUUCGUGUUUGACGCCGUCACUGACGUCAUCAUCAAGAACAACCUGAAGGACUGUGGCCUCUUCUGAGCGCGGUGGGGCCUGGCAGGAUGGGCCACCGCCGACUCUGCUCCCCCAGCCCCUGAGGAAGAUGGGACCAAGAGGACCACGCUCCCCGCCUGUGCCCUGGCCGCUUUUCCCCUCCCCUCCUCUGUUCUUGGUCCCCCUGCCCCUCUCUCAGCUGCAGUGGCCCAGGGAGGGGUUGCCACAGGUCCCCCUAUCUGAAGCUCGCCUCAUCCCGGGUGCUGGGAAUGACUGCGGUCCCAUCCCGGUGUUUGCCAUUGUUGUGUUUGGCGAUGGGAAAGGGACACGUAAGCUAGUCUCCCAAGGCCUGUCUGCAGGGCCACCCACUUCUCCAGCCUGGGACCCACCCCCUGGUUUUGCCUAACACCAGCCCCUGACCAGCCCAAGUCCAAAUGUUUACAGGGGCCUCCUCCCCACUCAUCCUUCCAGCCGCGCGGAGGCCCCAAAGGUAAAAGCACAAGAACCUUGAGAAACCACGCGUACAGGUCACUUGCUCUUUCACCUGGCUUUUUAAAAAAAGAAAAGGAAAGGAAAAAAAAAGACUCAGACCAAGAAAAAAAGAAACUCACACCAAGGGAAACAGACUCAGACCAAGACAAACUAUUUUUAGACAAACUAUUUCAAUGCUCGGAUCUAACCAGUGCCCUGCUCCUUCCAGUGAUGCCGUGCCUUGAGUGUGUCUGCGUGUUUACACCCGUCCCCUCGCUGGCUGCCCUCUGUGGGGUGACAACCUUCCCGCCCUCCACAGAAUCGGGUUCCAAGGGCUGUUCCAGACAACUGCCAAUGUCACUGAGGGUCCCCAUCCCAGUGGGCCCCCGGGCCCUGACUCCAUUAACCUAAAUGUAGCUCCUUAGCGCUAACCUAGGAACCACCGCUGCCUGCUGAGGGGCCCCGCCCCACCCGCCCUCGCUCAAGGUCCGGAUCCUUCAGCGUAGAACACUUCCUUGCUUUUUUCACGUUUUAUGGAAUUGUCCAUCUGGUUUGAAAUAAUAAAAUGUAGA